AUGGCAGCGGACAGCGAUGGGCUAGGUGCGUGCGCUGCCUCGUGCGGCGUGGUCGUUACGUGCGAGGGCGACCUCCGCGACCCGCGCUUUCCCGCGCGCCUACGCCGGCUCCUGCGCGAACUGCGGCAGCUUCUCGCCGAGCCUCAUCCGCAUACGCUUAAAGUCAACAAGGUGGAGCCGUGGAACUCGGUGCGCGUAACGCUGUCGGUGCCGCGUGCGGCAGCGGCACGUUUGCGCGCGUUGGCGGCGGCGGGUGCUCCGCAACUGCGUGCGUUGGGCAUUCUCUCCGUGCAGCUAGAUGGAGAUGCUGCCGUCUCGCUACGGUUGCAGCACGGCGCAGAAGUUAGGAUUAAUACUGAAGCUGAUGAUGCGGGUACAUCGAGAUCGCAAUCUAACGAGCUUCUCUCGAACUUGGGUGGCAUAGGCCGCCUUUUGGCCGACGAUGGGGCUUCUACGAGCACCGAAGCCACGCCCCCGCGGGAGAACUUCAAGUCCCCGAACACCGUGUGCCCCAUGGACGGCAAAAUACCGCAGAACAUUCCCACGCCGACCGAUCGCUGUGAAUUCCCCUUUGGCAGUAUGACGCAGGCCAGGGUCAUACACCGCAAGGAGAAUACGUUAGGUCUAACGGCUACUCCUCUUCGGGGAAGUUCAACAGAGGGGCAAUUCGUGCGGCCCUCCACGUCGUCCUUUCCUGGCCCGCCGCCUCCCUAUCCCGCUCCUACGCCCCCGACCCCUACAUCUGCCCCCACUGUCGCCAUGUCUUCGCCCCUAUUAGUCAAUCUCCUCCAGAAUGAUGCGCCUACGCCGCAACCGAGACCGAAAGCGCCGCAUCCGGCUAAGUUAGAUCGGCUUGAGGAUUCACAGGUGGAACUAGCCGUGGGUCGAGCGCCGUUCGAGUACCGCGGUGCGCGGCCGACGCUCCGUCCCCCCACGCCGACGUCUUCUCCCAUCCCCUCCCCUUCCUCCCCUCGACCCAGGCCGAACUUCAUCCGUCGGGCAUUCGUGGCGCGACCCCAACCCCCGACGCAGUAUCGGGCGCCCCCCAACGCGACGAUUGUCACCCGGCAACGGUUUCCGUAUCCCGAGUUCCCUCCGCCCCCGCCCCCGUACAGGCAAGCGGUGCCCAGGCCUAGACCCCAGCCGCCGCGAGUCACUCAGGAAGACCUACAGGCGUUGUUGCCGCCGCCGCCCACCUCUAUGGAUCAGAAGACGCAGUCCAGUUUCCAGGAGUUCCAGCGGUAUCAGCAGCAAUACAACGCCCGGCAGCGCGCCGCGUCCCGCGCCGCCAACGCCCCGCAGCCCGACUGGAACGAGCCCUACCGGGACACGUUGGGACUGGCCUUGCCCGAAUUGCCCGACGGCUGCGACCUCGACCAGCUGCUUCCCUCUCUCCCCCCGGACCUCAACCUGGACGACACCGCCCUCUCCGCCAUCUCCGACCUCGACUCCAAUAAGCUCGAUCUCCUUUACGAGCAGGAGCACUCCAACCCCGAUGCCCUGCUGCAGGAGAUCACCGGUGUCCAGUAUCCCCUGAAUGGGCCCGACGUGCCCGCCCAGAACGAAGUGCCUAAAGACUUCGGCGAGAACAACUUUAUGCCGCCGCCACCGCCGCCCGUGCCUUCCAAGUUCCAGAACAGUCCGAAUCCACCUUUCAAGUCGCCCCCUCCCGAAAGGAUCAACCAUCUGACGAAUAUGCCCCCUCCCCUGAGACUCCCCGUGAGGGCCACGGCUUCGGUCUCGACGGCUACGGUCGGCUCGCAGGCGACGGCUCAGGAGAUCGAGGAGCAGAACAAACGGUAUCUCAUCAAAACUCUCAUGAGAGACGACGAGCCGCCUCCGCCGCCACCUCCCAAGGAGCCCGAGAAGAAGCCGGAGAUCAUCGUCGCCCAGUGUAAAGUCAAAGAUGGGACCGAACCGUCGGAGAUUUUUUCUAAAACGGACGACGACAAGAAGGAUGACGACAAAUCGAAAAGCAAAAUGAUAGCGAAGAAGGACGUCAAGGACGAUAAAUCGAUCGCGCAGAAAGGCGGGAAGCCCCGGAGCGGGGCCAAAGAGAAACCCGCGGUCCUGAAGGAUAAGAUUGUGCGCGACGGAAAGUCUGCCAAAGUUGCCUUAACGCGGCCUCACGUCGCGAAACCUUCGACGCCCAACGCCGAGGCGCCGAAGUCUCCCCCCGGGGAGAAGGAGUCCAUCAAGUUGCGGCUCAAGCUCGAUAAGAACGAGCCCGUCGUCCAACCCGUGUACAAAGCGGAUAUUAGCUUUAAUAACCAGCAACCCAAGGCCGAUAAACCGGCGGAAAGUGAGCCCAGGGUGCCUCCUUUACACAUAAGCUUACGGGGGCGGAAUUCCAAAGUUAUAACGAAUUCUAAAAAAGAAAAGAAAAAAUUAGCCCCGGGCGAGUUACACAAAAAGGUGAAAAUAAGAAAAUCAAUAGAGUCCGAUGAAAAAUCUCAUCGAAGGGAUUCAGAAGAAUCUCUGGCCACAAAAUCGAGUGAUAGCACGGAGAAUUCGAAGACUGAUGAGUAUUUACACGUAAAAAAUAUGAAACUCAACAAUCACUUCGACGGCGAUGGGAUUAAAACGGAUGUCACCGGGGACAAUAACGUAGUUUAUAGAAUGAAGACGAUAUCGAAGAACGCGCAUAUCGUGACCAAACACGACUACAAAUUAAAUAACAAAAUUCAGAAUUUAGAUAUGAAAUUAAAAAAGAAAUCGAAAGUCCUCAGCGACGGUAAGGCGAUAGAAAAAGAAAGAGAUAAAGAAUGGAGGAACGAUUUGCUAGACAAGGAGGGGAAAUACGCGCAAAACGAGGGUUACAGAGAGACAAACAAUCACGAGGCAAAGAAGAAGUUACCGACGAAAGUUGAGGCAAAAUGUGAUAUUAAAUCCAGUGAAGUGCAAUCGGUUGACAGUGAAUGUGAAAAAGACGGCAGUGAAGUGAGACUGUGUCUUAGUGAAAGGACAGCGGGUGAGGAGAAAGAGGACAAUAAGUUAAAACGGACACUUACCGAUAGUGCUAUCACCUCUCCCAAUGGGCUCUUAUCCUCUGAGAAGAAGAGGAAGACCACACAUAGUUCCUGUCCAGAUCCUCCUGGAUCGACAAACGUAGGCACGAUAGGUGGAUCCCGGGGGGACUCCCCGCCCGCCUCUAGUCAGCGAACAGGCGCCGUCUCGCCCAGGAGGAAGGAGCGCCCCAAGGACAAGUCCUACUGCAAACUCGUCGCAGAGAGAACCGCCCGCCCCGAAGCUGAGAAAUUCACUAACAGGUCGCCCAACUCCCAAGCGCAAGGGGAAGACUCGGGAAUCGAAUCCAUGGACGCCUUAUCGGAGAAAUCCCCAAAUCAAGCCAGCCAAUCGCCCCCCGGUCCCCAGAGGAAAGAACGCCUCGAUAUGCCCAGAUCGACCAGUCCCACCUCAGUCCAGAGGAUAAUCGGUGUCAUCGACCCCACCCCCGCUUCUGAUGAACUUUUAGAAAGGCUAUCACUGGCCACGGGGCAACCCCAUUAUGACCCCGGGCCCCCAGAUAUCGAUGACAUAGGGGACAUCGAAGCGGAACUGGCCAAGAUGCACGACCACAUAAACGGGGACGACGCGCCUAGGAGACCGCUCGAUGUAAGCAAUCAGACCAAAGAAGUUAAAAGAACACCCACACCUGUACUAAGAGACGACGACAAGCCGCCUUGCCAAAGUAUAGAUAGAGGAAAUGACCAAGACAAGAAAGAAGAUAUCAAGCUGGAAAGUAAUAUUGCUCAAAAGGAUGAUGCGACGAAACAGGAGAGAAACGUUUCGCCGAAAAAAGAAAAGAGUGAAGAGUUUGAUAACUUACCAAGCAGAGUUUCGCCUCCUCUCUAUACGUAUUCUAAUCAAGAAAAGUCGUCAACGGAAGGACAUGAGAUAAAGGAAGAAAAAUCCGCCGUCGAAAAUGGUGAGGCAAAAAAUUUCGAGACGGAAAGAGAUAAGACAGAGGUCAAAAUAGAAAGAUUACCACUCAAAGCGGAUUUCCCCGAUAAGAGCUUAUUAGAGCAAUUGCUGAUAGAGAUACCGACACCCGAUUACGUCAGCAAACGGCCCGAGUCGCCCUCACCAUCCGCCUUAGAAAGGGUCGCGCGGAGCAGCGUGCGCACGAGAUCGAGCAGCAAAAUGAACAGCCCCGCGGACGGACCCAAAACUCCGCGACUCAGUCCGGGUCUAAGUAAGCUCGAGCGGUCCGAUUCCCCCGCGCUUCAACCGAGGAACUGCUUGAGAAGCAGUUCCGUCGACAAAACCAGUCCUAAAACGGCCCCCGUCGCCAACGCCAAACCCGUCCCCGGGGGAAAGCGAAAACGUCGCGAGUCAGAAAGUUCAUGCACGUCCACCGUUAGCAUAGAAGAGGGCCUAUCGCCGGGCCGAACGAAGAAGAAACCCAGACGGGUGGAUCAGAAACCAGGGAUCCCGGCGGUCGGAGGGAAAGGGAAGAAGGAUUCGGAUAGCGAUAGUGACGAGCCGUUGAUCUGCAAGGUGCGGGGGAAGGGGGUGAAGACAGUGAAACCGGGGGUGAAGGUGGUGAAAGGGGCAGAAGGGGUGGGGACGAGACGGUCCGUGCGCCACGGGGCAGCACCUACCGCGCCUGCCACUCCGGCGCCGCCCAACAGCACCACUGUCAGGCGGAAAACGAGGAGUGCUGUGGGCGAAGGUACUACGGCAAGUCCCAGUGCGGUGCGCAGAAGACGUGCGUCCCGCGACGGCAAGUGA
Pieris macdunnoughi is the source of this 4734-nucleotide messenger RNA. The record is from the annotation of a GenBank genome assembly. NCBI's taxonomy places the organism in Eukaryota, Metazoa, Arthropoda, Insecta, Lepidoptera, Pieridae.